AUGCCCGCCAAAACUCCUCGUGAGCGUGGUGACUUCGAGAUCGCGCUGAUCUGUGCGUUGCCACUGGAAGCCGAGUGCGUGCAAGAAUUAUUUGACAAAUUUUGGGAAGACGAGGGCAAGAAUUUCAGGAAAGCUCCUGGGGAUCCCAGUGUUUAUACAACUGGAGUGAUAGGUGACCACAAUGCGGUUCUAGCCUAUAUGCCAGGUAUAGGGACCACUCCCGCCGCGGCAGUUGCGGGCUCCUUACGCGUGAGCUUCCCAAAUAUCAAGCUGGCACUAGUGGUCGGUGUCUGCGGCGGCAUGCCUUACGGCACCGGGACCGACCAAGAAGAAAUCAUGCUCGGCGAUGUCAUCAUCAGUCAAGCACUCCUCCAAUAUGAUUUUGGGAGGCGGCGUCCAAGGGGAUUUGUGAAGGAAGACAUUCGAGACACACUUGGUCGUCCUAGCCCAGAGAUCCGAGCUAUCCAGGCUAAGCUAAGGACGAGUCGGUACAAGCAGAAAAUGCAAAAUAACAUGACCACCUUUCUCCAAGAGAUACAGCGGAAGAGGCCUGAGAUCAAGUAUCGAGGCCAAGAGAAUGAUAUCUUAUACCAUUCAUCGUAUAUACAUCGCCACCCACCAGGAACAUGUGAUGAGUGCAAGAGAGAGGGCGAGAUUUGCGAAUUAGCCCUCAAAACGGAAUGCGAAGAUCUAGGCUGUGACUCUAUAAUGCGUGUAAAGCGCAGUCGCUCCAUGGGUGGAUCAACGACACAGCCUGUCGUCCACUUUGGCAUCAUGGCCUCGGGGAACACCGUGAUGGCCUCAGGUCAGCACCGUGACCUGAUGGCGCAAGCGGACGGAAUCAUUGGUUUCGAAAUGGAAGGGGCAGGCGUGUGGGAUUACUUCCCCAGCGUGGUCAUCAAAGGUGUAUGUGACUAUACCGACAGUCACAAAAGGAAGGGAUGGCAAAGAUACGCGGCGGCAACAGCAGCAGCGUGCGCGAAGGCCUUUUUGGUCCAGUGGAGCGAAGAGGAAGCACCUAUCUGUUCAGAACCUGUACGGCAAAUUCCGUUUGACCACCUCUCGGGGUUUAUUGGUCGUACUGAAGAGCUGAAGCAUCUCCAACAAGCAAUUUUCGAUCCAGAGGGUCGCCGGAUUGUAUCUCUACUUGACGCAGGAGUUGACUGGCCCUCGAGCUUGUCUGCCAAGUCAAGUCAGAGCACUCCAAUUGCUCAAUCUUCUGGAUCCAAGCCGCCAAUCAAUUGA
Messenger RNA from Cladophialophora psammophila CBS 110553, 1245 nucleotides. RefSeq lists its product as uncharacterized. Gene Ontology annotation, molecular function: catalytic activity. The coding region runs from base 1 to 1245 and encodes 414 amino acids. Gene Ontology annotation, biological process: nucleoside metabolic process. NCBI's taxonomy places the organism in Eukaryota, Fungi, Ascomycota, Eurotiomycetes, Chaetothyriales, Herpotrichiellaceae. The transcript is spliced from 2 exons. The record is from RefSeq and is a predicted model, not a curated record.